Molecule: messenger RNA, 798 nt
Organism: Centruroides sculpturatus (bark scorpion)
Lineage: Eukaryota; Metazoa; Arthropoda; Arachnida; Scorpiones; Buthidae
Exons: 2
Coding region: 1-798 (265 amino acids)
Source: RefSeq, a predicted model, not a curated record
AUGCAGUUAAGGCCACAUAUUGAAUGUGAUAAAGGCUUAAAGAGAUAUGUUGGAUUAGUAAGUACAGAUUUCAAUGAUUCUGAUGAACCUGUAGUUGCAACACAUGCUCUUGUUUUUAUUGCAAGAGGCUUAACUUUGCACUGGAAACAAGUUGUGGCAUAUGCGUUAACAUGCAAUUCAAUUAAUUCUCACAAAUUAUGGAAUUUUGUGAAAAAAGUAAUAGAAAGUUUGUAUUUACAAGGACUUCUUGUAAAAUGUGUAACCAGUGACAUGGGCUCUAACAACACUGAUNGGGGGGUUAUUGGAAUCCAUUCUAUUAGAAAUCAUGUUAAUUGUAAAAUUGUGCAUCCUUGUACCCAAGAAGAAAAUGUAUAUUUUGUAGCAGAUGUCCCUCACAUACUAAAAAAUAUAAGAAAUUGUUUGUUGACCCAAAAUAUUUCUUUACCUGAUGAAGUUGUAUCAGAACAAAGAUUAAAGUCAGGAAUAGUUUCAAUGAAGCAUAUUGAAUGUUUAAUAAAACAACAAGAAGGAGGUGGGCCUGUUAUAGCUCCUAAAUUAUCAAGGAAAGUAAUUGAUCCUAGCACCUUUGAAAAGAUGAGAGUUCCAUUUGUGAGGCAUUUGUUUUCAAAUGUAGUUUCAUCUGCAUUGCUAUUCUGUAUAUCAAUUGGAACCAUGCCUGAAGAAGCCAUAGCUACUAGUUGGUUCAUUAAUCAGAUAUACAGUUGGUUUGAAGUUAUGACUAGUAGAAAUAAAAAUGAUUCCUUAUGUAGAAAAAACAUUGACAAAAUUAACAUCUGA